Malurus melanocephalus (red-backed fairy wren) is the source of this 1278-nucleotide messenger RNA. Its product is annotated as homeobox protein Hox-B2-like. Bases 41 to 847 code for a protein of 268 amino acids. Gene Ontology annotation, molecular function: DNA binding; DNA-binding transcription factor activity. The record is from RefSeq and is a predicted model, not a curated record. NCBI's taxonomy places the organism in Eukaryota, Metazoa, Chordata, Aves, Passeriformes, Maluridae. The transcript has 2 exons. Gene Ontology annotation, biological process: regulation of DNA-templated transcription.
CCCUCCCUCCCGCUUUGUAAAGCCGGGCUUUGGAAAAGCCAUGAAUUUGGAAUUUGAGAGGGAGAUCGGGUUUAUAAACAGCCAGCCUUCUCUCGCUGAGUGCCUGACGUCUCUCCCCGCUGUCCUGGAGACGUUUCAAACUUCAUCAAUCAAAGACUCGACGUUAAUUCCUGCUUCUCCUUUUGAGCCGAGCUUAAAUCCUUGUUGCGGCGGGMGGGAGGGAGAGAGGAGGCAAAAAAAAACAUCUCAUGGUUUAAUCCGAGCUCAAAUCGCGGCUCAGGCGCGGCCCGGGCUCUCAGCAGCGGAAUUUCCGUGGAUGAAGGAGAAGAAAUCGGGGAAAAAAACGGUCCCGGUUCCGUGCUCUUCAUCCCCGCCCUCAUCAUCAUCAUCAUCAUCAUCAUCAUCAUCCUCGGUGCCGGGAUCUCCCGCAGGCGCGGGUUUAGGCGCGGGUUUAGGCCCGGCUUUGGAGGGCGGAGGGAUCGCGGGAGUUGAUCCCGAGUCGCCCGCGCUGCCGGAGCUGAGGCUGAGCCCGGCUGAGCCCGGCUUAGAGGUGGCCCCGGGAUUUUCUCCGGUAGCCCAGGGAUUUUCUCCGGUAGCCCGGGAAUUUUCUCCGGUAGCCCAGAGGUUUUCUCCGGUAGCCCGGGAAUUUUCUCCGGUAGCCCAGGGAUUUUCUCCGGUAGCCCGGGGGUUUUCUCCGGUAGCCCGGGGGUUUUCUCCGGUAGCCCAGGGGUUUUCUCCGGUAGCCCAGGAAUCUCUGGAGAGCCCCCUGAACCUCUCCGAGGAGGAGUUGGACUUGUUCACCCGCGCGCUUUGUGCCAUCGAUCUGCAGAAUUUCGCUUUGCAGUAGCGGGGGUUUGUCCGCUCCCGCCUAAGUCGGGUUUUAUCUCCCGUUCCCGGCCCCAUUCCAGCCCCAAAUCCGACCUAAAAUAAGGGGGACUGCCCCCAAAUCUGUCCUAAAAGAAGGGGGAGCGCCCCCAAAAUCCGUCCUAGAAAAUACGGGGUGCGUUCCCCAAAAUCAACCCUAAAAGAAUGGGGAGCGCCCCAAAAUAUCGCUCUGAAAAAACGGGGAGCGCCCCCAAAAUCCACCCUAAAAUAAGGGGGAGCCCUCCCAAAAUCCGCCAUAAACGACCGGGGAGCACUCCCAAAAUCCGCCCUAAAAUAAGGGGGAGCGCCCCCCAAAUCUGUCCUAAAAGAAGGGGGAGCGCCCCCAAAUCUGUCCUAGAAAAUAUGGGGCGAGUUCCCCAAAAUCCGCCCUAAAAUAAGGGGGAGCGACCCCCA